AUUGGCCCAACCUCCACAUGCAGAGAGACCUGGAUGACCAUCACAUCACAUUCCCAAACCAAUUCUGGUGAAAUUGAUCAUCUUUAUUCUACUUCAACGAUUACCCGAGUUUCAUUAUCACAAGAGAAAUUCGUUACAAUUUCUUCUCUCUGUCAAUAAGAACCUCGAUUAACCCCUUUUUUCAGUAUCAGUCGAUCAACAAAUUCUGAGUUUCUGUAAAGUUCUCUAUCCAUUUUAGAAAAAAGAGCGAUGGAUCUUGAUUUGUCACCUAAGUUGGCCAAGAAGGUGUACAGCGGAGACGGCGGCGCGUACUAUGCAUGGUGCCCAAAUGAACUGCCGAUGCUACGUGAAAGCAAUAUCGGCGCUGCAAAACUUGCUCUACAGAAAAAUGGCUUGGCUAUGCCUCGUUAUUCUGAUUCCGCCAAGGUUGCUUAUGUCCUUCAAGGUAGUGGAGUGGCUGGAAUUGUUCUUCCAGAAAAAGAAGAAAAGGUGCUUGCAAUAAAAAAGGGUGAUGCCAUUGCACUUCCUUUUGGUGUAGUCACCUGGUGGUACAACAAUCAGGAUGCUGAACUCGUCAUCCUGUUCCUUGGUGAUACCAAAACAGCCCACAAAGCUGGUUCAUUUACCGACUUCUUUUUAACAGGGUCUAACGGCAUCUUCACUGGAUUCUCGACCGAGUUUGUUAGUAGGGCAUGGGACUUGGAAGAGAGUGUUGUAAAAGCCCUUGUUGGACAGCAGUUGGGUAAAGGUAUUGUGAAGGUUGACACAGACUUCAAAAUGCCUGAGCCCAGGGCAGAGCACCGCAAUGGAAUGGCACUAAAUUGUGAGGAAGCUCCAUUGGAUGUGGACAUUAAGAAUGGGGGAAAGGUUGUUGUUUUGAACACAAAGAAUUUGCCAUUGGUUGGUGAGGUUGGACUUGGGGCUGAUCUUGUGAGGUUGAAUGGAAGUGCUAUGUGUUCUCCAGGCUUUUCUUGUGAUUCUGCUUUGCAGGUCACUUACAUUGUUAGGGGCAGUGGCCGUGCUCAGGUUGUUGGUGUUGAUGGUAAACGUGUAUUGGAAACAACGGUUAAAGCUGGGAAUCUAUUCAUUGUUCCAAGGUUCUUUGUGGUUUCAAAGAUUGCUGAUCCUGAUGGUUUAGAGUGGUUCUCUAUCGUCACAACUCCCAAUCCUGUUUUCACUCAUUUAGCUGGGAGGACUUCAGUCUGGAAGGCAUUGUCCCCACAAGUGCUCCAGGCAUCUUUCAAUGUUUCUCCUGAUGUAGAGCAGAAAUUCAGCUCAAAGAGGAAGGCUGAAGAAAUCUUUUUCCCACCACCAAAUUGAUUCAGGAAUAUGAUUCAUUUUGUUCGAGUUUUUAGUUUAAUAAGCAGCAUCAAGACUGAAGAGUUCGAAAAUGCUUUCACAACUUCUGUUUGAUAAUGGUUUUCUGUGCCACAUUCGUGAUGCAUCUUUAAUGGUUUUCUUUCGCAAUUUGCUUCAUUGUUUUGAUUGGAUUCA
This is a messenger RNA of Olea europaea var. sylvestris, 1494 nucleotides long. Its product is annotated as glutelin type-D 1-like. Lineage: Eukaryota; Viridiplantae; Streptophyta; Magnoliopsida; Lamiales; Oleaceae. The coding region runs from base 250 to 1320 and encodes 356 amino acids. Gene Ontology annotation, molecular function: nutrient reservoir activity. The record is from RefSeq and is a predicted model, not a curated record. The transcript is spliced from 3 exons.